Oppiella nova is the source of this 228-nucleotide messenger RNA. Lineage: Eukaryota; Metazoa; Arthropoda; Arachnida; Sarcoptiformes; Oppiidae. The record is from the annotation of a GenBank genome assembly.
GGGAGGACUCGGAUGACUCGGACCCCACAAUCGCCAGACACGGCACCACCAAAGCGUCCAAUCAAAGUCCAUACUUUAAGAAUAAUUUGUUUCAGUUGAAGACCUAUCACGAGGUCAUCGACGAGAUCUUCUACAGUGUUAGACAUCUCGAGCCCUGGGAGAAGGGCUCCCGAAAGGUCGGCGGUCAGACCGGAAUGUGCGGUUCGGUGCGAGGGGUGGGCGCCGGCG